This is a messenger RNA of Paramacrobiotus metropolitanus, 1125 nucleotides long. Its product is annotated as ras-related protein Rab-10-like. Gene Ontology annotation, molecular function: GTPase activity; GTP binding. The transcript is spliced from 4 exons. NCBI's taxonomy places the organism in Eukaryota, Metazoa, Tardigrada, Eutardigrada, Parachela, Macrobiotidae. The coding region runs from base 220 to 816 and encodes 198 amino acids. The record is from RefSeq and is a predicted model, not a curated record.
GAGUGCCUGUGUUUCGAUUUGGAUGAUUACCACGCAUCGGUAUCGCGCACUUCCAUUUAUGCCUUAUUUAGCUAUUUCACAUGGAAGCGUGGUUAUUAUUUGUUUAUGAAACCAUUCAACGAAGACUGUUGUAUCGGUCUGAGGAGAUAAUUCAAUCUCGUGGCAUAUUAGUACAGCAUACAGUCUAUGUAGAUACUUGAAGUACUCGUAUACGACAUUAUGAUCCAGACUGUUGGACCAACAGAGCAUUUGUCUUUCUACAAAAUCGUGGUAAUUGGAGAUUCCAACGUCGGGAAGAAUGCUCUCCUUGCUCGAUUUGUUGAUGAGGAAUAUGAUUACCGGCAAUUCCAAGUUACGAUAGGAAUAGAACUGAAAUGGGCAGUCGUUGACCAUGGAGGCGAAAAGAUCAAACUGGAAUUCUGGGGUCCUGCAGGAACACAUCGUGAUCCCAAUACCGUGGCACAAUGUUGUCCUGGUGCUGACGGAGUAGUACUUGUGUACGACAUUACAGACCGCCAGUCUUUUGAGAAUAUCGGUGUCUGGCUAAAGGACAUCCAGAAAGACCUUCCCGAAAACGCCGAGCGGAUGUUAGUGACCAUGUUACUGGGAAAUAAGUGUGAUAUGGAGGAGAAACGCAUUAUCAGCCAAAAAGAUGGGGAAGGACGGGCCCGUCAGUUGGGGUGCCGGUUUAAGGAAGUCAGCGCGAAACACCACAUCAAUGUAAAGGCGGCGCUGGACGAGUUGGUUGCUGCUAUAUUAGAGCGUCGGAAGGGACGUACCGGCUCUUCCACAUGUCAGAGAUGCAGUGUCUCAUAGCGAUUCAUGUGCAAAGAAUCCUAAUGGCUUCCCGACCAAAGAUUUCAAAAGGUCCGGUUCGAAACCCAUUCAGCAAUUCCGCAACGAAGAUAUCUAUUAGCAGGAAAAGUGCAUUUCCUGCUGCAGUGGCAGCAAACGGCGCGCAAUAAAAUCAUUGAACGUUUCCUGACGGUUGUUUUUCAGUCUUAUUAGGUUACUUUUUUGUCUUUCAUUUGGUCAUAAAAUAAUUAUUUGAAGGUUAUUGCAGCAGUGCACAGUAACGACUAACGACCCUGUUCGAAUUAUAAAUAAACGGAAAGACUUUUUGAG